Psylliodes chrysocephalus is the source of this 1442-nucleotide messenger RNA. Lineage: Eukaryota; Metazoa; Arthropoda; Insecta; Coleoptera; Chrysomelidae. The record is from the annotation of a GenBank genome assembly.
CCAAAGACUACUUUAAAAUGGUUUAUUCUGUACUCAAUUGUAAAUACUAUGAAGUAAGAAGUAAGCAAAAAAAUUUGUAUUUUUUUCCCCACUAAACCAGCUAAAAGGAAAAAUUUAAUUAAUCUGAUGAGAUACUAGACAUCAUUAUAAAAAUUUGAUAGAGAUAAAGAGACAAAUGGUUUUUCACUUUAAAAGUCUGAAUCAGAAAAAAGGAUCAACCAGUUAAUUUAAUAUACUCUAUGAGAAAUUUUAUCUAAGAAAUGGAAAUGCGUCCACCGGCGCCUCAUUGAUUGGCAGGAAGAACUGCGCCGUGCCAAACUAGGCGCCUUCACAUUACCUGCAAGGCAAAAGAUCUACAUUGGCUAGCCACUCCCUCCCACAACGAUCCGCCCGUCCUAUUGGCCCGUCGCUCCCCACCGCAGUUAUAAAACCCGAGCGUAAACGUCAAAAUUCCUCAAACGACGUCCAGACAUCGAGAGUGUUCGUAGCUCCGUUCACUUCAGUGUAGUUCCGAGUUCAGUUUCAGUGCAAAACAUCAAACCAAAAUGAAGUCGAUCGUUAGUGCAGUGUGCGCAGACAACGCUAUGUCGAUGUCCUCCAAAGUGGCCAAACGGAAGGAUAUCGAAAACGAGGAGAUCCAAAUGUAUCUCUCCAAGUUGAAGGAUUUGGUGCCGUUCAUGCCCAAAAACAAGAAACUUUCUAAAUUGGAGGUUAUACAAUACGUUAUUGACUAUAUUUGUGAUUUGCAAAACGCGUUGGAAACGCAUCCGGCCGUUAACGCGUUCGACGCAGCGACUGCGUUGAGUCAGAAGAAAUCGCAGAAUGCUGUUAGUCCUAGACAACCUUUGGGAGUGAGGCCGAGUCCUAAUACCAUUUUGACACCUUGCGAGGCGACCGUUUUGCAAAAUAUUACGACAACGGAAGCGCUCACGCCAUCAGAUAGGCAGAUAUCCUGCUAAUACCUUGGAGGAUCUUCAUCAUCCACGUGAUCAUCGUCAUCUCAUUCCAUUUUCCCUAAAAGAAAAGAAAAAAAACCAGAGAAAAAAAUCGUCUUGAUAUUAUUUGUAUAAAAGAAAAAAUCCACUUAGGGACCGACUGAUAUAUCAUCUAUUAAUUAGUGAUAAGAAUGGAGAGCAGAGUGUUUGUGGUAAAUGCGUUCUGACAGAAGAAGAAAGGAAAAGAAUGCAUGGAGCAGCACAUAGUGAUGUACCUGUUAUGUUGCAAUUUUGUUAAUUAGAUUUUAUUUUAUUGUUUAUGUAUAUAUAGAUCAUGAAUUAGGCGGGUUAAAAACAAUUUAUAAUAUACCGACGUACCUUCAUACGCGCGGAAACGCGCGUUUGAAGAUGUAUUUCAUAGCGCAGCUUCUUCGUAUUUGUGGAAAACCUCAAGAAAAUUCAGUGAAAUCUAUUAAAUGUUAUCAGCAAACUUUUAAAUAACGACAG